GCAAGAUGGCGGCAACCGACGACGUCAACACGCUGGUGCGCCAGCUGCAGCGCCUGCCGGCGGUGCAAGGGUCGCUGGUGCGUGGCCUCGAUGGACACGUGCACAUUGACGGCGUCGCGUCACCCAUCGACCUCGCGCGGGAUACGAUGGCGAUCCUCGCGGCGCAUCCGUCCGGCCACGUGCCCGCGUCCAGCGUGCACUUUCUCAACGAUGUGCCGCUGGACGCCCGGAACGUAGCCGUCAUUCGCGAUGCCAUCGAGGUAGCAAUGACGCCAGAAGGGUCAUAUUCCCUAACGCUCUCGCACGUCGUUCUUCAUCAUGGCGGCGACGUGGCGCGCCUCCCAUCGACUGCCCGAUCGUUCGGUACGUUGGUGGUCUUCUACGCGUCGACGGCGGUUGGCGGUGACAUAACGGCGUCGCUGGACGGCGCAAAAGAGCACUGUUCGUCGUCAGACAUGACCUUUUUGGCGUUCAACAACGCCUGCGACGUCACUGUGGCACCGAUCAUGAACGGUGCCCGCGCGAUGCUCGUCUUUGACCUCGUCUACCGCGAUGCCAACUACGAGGCGCCGAGUGUUGCCUCCGUGCUGACGGCGCUGCAAGUCGCGGCAACGAAAAAACGGCAAAAAACCACGCUACGCGCCCAGGUGCUGCUGCGGCAAGACGACCAGCUUGACAUGGAGACUUUGGCGGCCUCGGACAAGCUGUUUGUGCAGCGCCUCGUGGAUACUGACUGCUGGGACAUUGCAGUCGUCCUCGCAGAGCCGCGACAGUGGGCUCCUGCAAACCAGCGCAUCGAGAGCGAGGCGGUCGAGGACAACAUGUAUCUUCUUCGAGCUCCUGACGACGAGCAAGACGGCAACGAGGAAGCUCGUGACGACAACGAGGAAGACGAUGAAGAAGAUGACGAAGAUGAGGAAGACGAUGAAGAAGAUGACGAAGAUGAGGAAGACGAUGAAGAAGAUGAUGAAGAUGAGGACGGCUACUACGAAGAUGACCAGCCGAUGUAUUUCAUUACUGCGUAUGUCAUGCAUCCAUCGAAUGCUCUGCCGCCCGUCUUCGCGCAUGCGCUCGACACCAAGCCGCUUCUGACGUAUGUACAAGACGUCUACCUGCCGACGACGAGAAAAGGCUGUCUCGUCUUUUGGCCAAAGCAGCAUCGGCUUCGGCUGCUCGGUUUCCGCGCCUCGCUGCGGCAGCUGGAUGCGCUCGUGACGGGCGCGUCCACCGAUCUCUACGGCUAUGCAUCGAUGUUGGCGUUUGCUUACGCGGUGCUCGGCAUGGUCGGCUCGGAUGUUUCUCGUCUUUCGGAGAACACUGAUGUCCCUGACGUCACGCGUCUCGGGCGCGUGCUCGUGGCGCUUGGCGACGUUCCGUUGCUGCGAGCGUUCGUCGCAGCGAUCAAUCUGCGCGAGGUUGACGCGCAGUUGCAAGCGCUGCUCGUGACGAUGCUACGUCAUUUCGGAUGGCCGAUUUUUGAUGCGUCGAUUCAGACGCUCUUGCAGCGUCCACAUUUGGAUCUGCUGGACGUGCAGCGUGGUGCCGGCCUCGUGGCUGCGUGCCUUCCACUGAAGCAGCCGUAUAUGCGCGAGUUCCUCGUAGCGGCCUACAACGCGCUGCUCCAGCAAGUGAGCACUAUUGCCAUGUCGACCUCGUCUGCGAUCGAGCUGCUGCGAGACAUGUUGCUCAUUGAAGCGCAUUUGAACCAGACGCGGGACGACGACCGUGAAAGCAUGUACCUCGGCACACGGCUGCCCCUGGGCGUGGUCCACCACAUCUCGUCGUUCCUCUGCCCCGGUGCGCUGGCCGAUAUGGUCUGCCUCCCGCCAUGGGUGUUUGACCCGAUCCACAUCAUCGCACCUGCCAUCCGUGCGCUCCGGAACGCGUCGCUGCCGCUCCAGCCGUAUCUCGCCGUCAUCGACGGCGCUGUCAAGCGUGCGCUGCAGAUUCCAGCCCGACAUGAUGACUUGAGUCAUGGCUGGGCGGCCGUGCUGGUGCUGCAUCUGGAGACCGUCAACGCCGUUGACGACGAGCUUCUCACUCGAUUCUUUGCCACGUGCGAUCGCGCGAUCGGCAUUGAAACGAUCUACGACCUUGCGACACAGUCUCUUGACGCGGUGCCGCUGAACGUUCGGACCUUUUUGGCUCAGUACCUCGUGCAAGCGGCCACGACGCUCGUCACAGACAACGACGAGGACGAGGACGGUGGCAUGGUGGCGUCGGUCGCCAAGGCAUGGGCUGCGCUGGAAGCGUUUGACCUCGACGAUGUCGGUCCGCCGAUCGUUGCCGCGGUGCAUCAGCGCUGGUCAGCGCUCGCAACCAACGCUGAGAAGAUGGCUCUGGCGUCUCGCAUUAUGCAAACGUGGUACCCCGUCGUGGCGACGUCGCUCCUCCUGCGCCCACUGCUGGUGGCGAUACUGCCCGUGCUCGAGGGGUACGUGGCAACCCACGAGCGCCCGACGAUUCCGACGCAAGCGUGGGCUCUGCCGCGUGUCUACUUUGCGUGCGACUGCGAGCAAUGCACGGCAGCACAGAGCUUCGUCGCCGAUGCGACUCGCGGCGUCUUCUCGAUGUCCAGUGGGCAUUUCUGCAUGCAUUUUCUCGCGCGCAUUCUGCACAACCGCCCGUUUCCCGACCUCACGGUGUGCGAGGACAACGAAGACGUCUUUGAGCUCUGCAAAGCUGGUGCGGAGGAGCUUCGCCGCUACGAUCGGCUGUGUAGCUACGUCGAUAGCAUCCGUACUGCGCUACACGACGACGCUGGGCAGGAGCCUGUGACCAAGCGCCGUCGCCUUGACGAUGCGGGCGCUACGUAGAAGAUCUUGUCGUAUCGAAGGCUCAUUGUCGUGGCUCUCGCGCGGAUGCAAGCCUAAAGUACAAACAAAAUGUCUUCUUUUCUGCACAUA
Molecule: messenger RNA, 2906 nt
Organism: Saprolegnia diclina VS20
Lineage: Eukaryota; Oomycota; Saprolegniomycetes; Saprolegniales; Saprolegniaceae
Exons: 2
Coding region: 6-2816 (936 amino acids)
Source: RefSeq, a predicted model, not a curated record